This is a messenger RNA of Heterostelium album PN500, 1530 nucleotides long. RefSeq lists its product as uncharacterized. The coding region runs from base 1 to 1530 and encodes 509 amino acids. Lineage: Eukaryota; Evosea; Eumycetozoa; Acytosteliales; Acytosteliaceae. The record is from RefSeq and is a predicted model, not a curated record. The transcript is spliced from 4 exons. Gene Ontology annotation, molecular function: ATP binding; protein-glycine ligase activity, initiating; metal ion binding. Gene Ontology annotation, biological process: protein polyglycylation.
AUGUAUAAAAAGUUAAUAUCAAAUAAUACUUUAUAUCUACUGCUUAUUUUUGUAAUUUUACAUAUUGUUGUUGGAGAAGAUACUAUAGUAGUAAACAUUGACAAUGAUAAUAAUAAAGACAAUGUUACCCCAAUGCUCGAAAAAGCACAUGACACCACACAAACAUUUUCAAAAGAGCAUAAAUAUGAUCACCUGAAAGAGGAUCUACAAAAGAAUUCGAUGAGGAGAUACUAUAAAGUAGAUAGAUUACAGUCUAAUCAGACAUUGGUCAUUGCCGAACUAGAGAAACGUGGUCUAAUAGAGUCUAAGAGAUCAAAUAAUUUUAAUUUUAAAUGGGGAUGGUCAUGGGAAACAAUGUAUGUUGUAAAUGACUAUCAAAUUGUAAAUCAUUUCCCAACCUACGAUGAAAUAGGAACGAAAAGUGGAUUGACUAGAAAUCUAAAUAGACUGAGAAAAGAACAACCUGACUUGCAUAUUGAAUCAUUCUUCCCAAGGUCAUACGUUCUAUCGAACCCAAACGAAAAGAAUAGUUUUAUCAUCGAUUUCAAUAGACAAUCACAGCAACCUCACGACACCAAUCCCAUCAACCACCACCAACUCAACGAUAUCGAUACACUCGAACAAUUUGGAAUUACAACCAAUGUCGAUACUCUAGUUUAUCCUGAACAACCGUCAAUCGAUGGAAAUGAAAAUAUUUGGAUUGUAAAGCCAUCAACAAUGGCAAGAGGAGUUGGUAUUAAAAUAUUUAAAGAUCUAAAGAGUCUAUUAAAUUAUUCAGAGACAUUCAAUAAUGAAUUCAUUGUACAGAAAUAUUUGGAGAAACCAUUGUUGAUUAUGAAGAAAAAGUUUGAUAUUAGACAGUUUGUUUUGGUGAAGAGUUUGAAUCCAUUGGUCAUAUUCCUCAAUAAAGACAAUUAUCUACGUUUCUGCAGUGUCGAAUACUCCACCGCAAAUAUCGACGACAAAUUUGCACAUCUCAGCAACCAUCAAGUCCAAAAGGAGUUCACCGAAGAGUUAACCAUUCCAUUCAAUCAAUGGUCACUUUCACAAUUUAAAUCAUAUCUAAAAGAAAAUAAUCAAGGUAAAGAUAUUUGGAACGAUAUAAUUUACUCUAGAAUAAAGGAUUUGGUUAUAAAGACAAUCAAGUCGUGGCCCCAGGAAGGACAUAGAAAGAAUAGUUUCGAGUUGCUUGGAUUCGAUAUCAUGUUGACAGAAGACCUUCAACCUAUUUUGAUAGAGGUCAACACUAAUCCAGGUCUACAUUUAAUUACCGAUAUAGUAAAAGUUCAUCAUCCAAAUGCUAUAAGAGAUCUAUUUAAAGUUGUAUUAGAUAAUCAAGAUAGAUGGAACAACAACAAAAAUAAUGACAAUAGCUAUCAGUGGAUAAAUGAUCAAAGUAAACAACAAAAAACACAACUCUUUGGUGCAUGGGAUCCAAUAUAUAUUGGUGAAUACGAUCCAAACAUUAAACAAUUAGAAAUCAAACCAAAGAAAAAGAGAUUCUCUAUUGAACCUGCAUUAAAUAAAUAA